This is a messenger RNA of Archocentrus centrarchus (flier cichlid), 1676 nucleotides long. RefSeq names its product interferon gamma receptor 1-like (gene ifngr1l). The coding region runs from base 162 to 1382 and encodes 406 amino acids. The record is from RefSeq and is a predicted model, not a curated record. Gene Ontology annotation, biological process: cytokine-mediated signaling pathway. Lineage: Eukaryota; Metazoa; Chordata; Actinopteri; Cichliformes; Cichlidae. Gene Ontology annotation, cellular component: plasma membrane. The transcript is spliced from 7 exons. Gene Ontology annotation, molecular function: protein binding; cytokine receptor activity.
AGGAAGCACGGAUCGGAGAGCAGAGCUUCUGAUUCUGGGAACCAGUCGAUCUCCGAGCACGCAGUCAAGGUGUCGUUAGUUAGAGCCUCCCUUUGUACUGUAGACUGAAUAGCGAGCGUUGAGGUGUCAGUAGGGACACCUUAGACGUAUAAAUAGGUGUCAUGGAUUUCGCUUUAUUCUUUCCUGCUUGCCUGCUAUUCUGGAUCAGGGUAGUGGCUUCCCACGUGGCACCACCAGAAAAUGUGACUCUGGACUGCCGCAAUUUCCGCAACAUGCUGAAGUGGAGCUACCCUGAAAACACACCUGGGCUUAAAUUUAAAGUCAAUAUUGGAUCAUAUCAAAAUUCUCAUCUUGUCUCCCUGGUGGAGACAAAAGCUCUACAUGCCGAUGUGUCAUUCUUGAAUGACCCCAGCGAUGGCUAUUUUCUUACUGUAACUGCUGUGGUUGGUGGCAAUAGAUCUGUAGAUGCCCCAUCAGAUGAUGGAAUCACCUUCAGCUAUUACCAGGAUAAUGACGUUCAGCAGAAAUGUUCUUUGGAUCUCUCACCGGUAAACGUCACUCUCCAGCGAGAUAACAAGGUCCAGAUCAGCUUUGUGCAUCCCUUUUUGUUUCAUCGCCAACACCUGAAUAGUAGCACGAAAAAAUCUCAAAAGAAAAUUAACCAAGCAGAGAUCCCGGCUGUUAAUUUUAAAGUCACGAUUCUCAACCAGACGGGGAAACCCCAUUCUUUCACGUGUGAGGACAGAGUGUGUAACGAAGUACUGCCAGUAGAUGCUGCACAACAGAACCACUGUCUGAACAUCACCGGAGAAACAUUAAUGGGACCCCUGGUUAAACCCACACAACUUUACUGUGCAUUCAAAGAACCAUCGGCGAGCAAUUUCACCAUCGUCUACAUUGUGAGUGCUGUACUGGCUGUGGCUACGACUUGUUUGAUCGUCUUCAUGGCGUAUCAAAAAAUGACCAAGCCUUCAGUUUCUUUGUCCAAUUUUCUGGUAAUCAAUAAGUCACCAAUGUCCUCGCCCAUGGCUCCGCCCGAGCCGGUCUCUCUUAACAAUGUGGAGUGUGAAGCGGUACCUUCCUCGCCCACACCUCUGCUCUCACAGACAGAAGAGGAGGAUAAGACGGAAUUCACAUCUAGUUGUAAUUCUGAUGGUUAUGACAAGCGGUUUCCCAUUGGAGUGUCAUCUAAGAAUGGAGAUGUAUCUAAUGUCACACUGGAAGGGCAAGUGAAUGAGGAGGGUCCCGGUUACAUGGCAGGAAACUUGGACGAAGAUGAUGAGACAUCUUCGGCCAAUGAGUCCACCUCUGGUUAUGAGAAGCGUGGAACAGUGCUGGUGGAUUUGGGUCAAGAUGAAAUGGCUAAGGGCUACCGUGGCUGAAGGUAGAACAGCUGUCCCAAUCAGCUCUUGGCACAUUAGCAGAUGUAAAACGUUAGCAGCAUCUCACAUUUUUAAAAUGUGAGAUCUCAGUUUUGAAAGACUGACUUGGACUCUUGUUGCCUAAGAUACAUUUUUGGCUCACUCAUAUCCUCUACCCUUCUAGUUAUGCUUUAACUUGUAGACCAGUUUUGUUUAUUUAUUUUCUGUGUUUGGAUAUUGAGGGGACUUACCGUAUUUUUCGGACUAUAAGUCGCUCCGGAGUAUAGGUCGCACCAGCCAAAAAAUGCAUAAUAA